ACCGGUACGGACGGCUGGUUGGUUGGUUGGUUGGUUCUGCUCUAGUACAGCUACGGUCCACACGUCGCGAUCGGCGAUCAGUCGAUUCGGCGCAAUGGAGAAGCUCGGUUCGAUGAUGGAGUACCGGUUGAAGACGCUGACAAGCUGGAUGGUGCACACCGGCAACGGCACACUCGAGGCGCUGCUGAACGACGCCUGCGACACGCUCGUCCUCUGGCCGUGGACGACCGGCCUGUGGUACGGAACGCUAGGCCUGGUCCUAACUUACGGGUUCUACCUGUUCUACUAUCAAGCGGUGGUGUGGAAGCGGGACCUCACCGAUAUCGGCUACAAUCACAUCCUGGAUGCGGCCGGCAUCGGCAAAAGCGACCGCAAGCGGGUGGACACGGUCAACCGGGCACGGCGAUUGCGCAAGAUCGGAGACCGUUUGCCGCCUCCGUAUCCCAACGGUUGGUUUUCGGUGCUCGAGUCGGAAGAUCUUGCCCGCGGGCAAGCGAAAAGCGUCGACUGUCUCGGUCAGAAUUUGGUCGUCUUUCGGACGGAUGCGGGCGAGGUAAGCAUACUGGAUGCGUACUGUCCGCAUCUGGGCGCCAAUCUCGGUGUCGGUGGGAUUGUGCGCGGCGACUGCAUCGAGUGUCCGUUCCAUCACUGGUCAUUUAGCGGGCGGGAUGGCCAGUGUACCAACAUCCCGUACAGCAAGUCCGGCACGGUACCGAAGGUGGCCCGGCUGCGCAAAUGGCGCUCGCUCGAGGUGAACGGGUUCAUCUUCGUGUGGCAUCACGUCGACCCGGAGGUGGAGCCGUGGGAGUUUAACGUGGUGCAGGAGAUUGAGGACGGGCGUUGGGUGUAUUACGGUAAGAACGAGUUUCUGGUCAACUGUCACAUCCAGGACGUGCCGGAGAAUGGGGCGGACGUUGCACAUCUCGCUGCGGUGCACGGUCCGAAUAUGAUGUCCGGGAGCGAUAUCCGAUACUCACGACCUGCCUGGGCCGAUUUCGGGAUGCACUCGUGGCUGGCAAGCUGGCAAGCGCCGGAAGAGGGCGAUCCCACACACGUUGCCAAGAUGGAUCUGGUGCACUCGUUCCGGAUAUUCAACAAGUUUGAGGUAGGUAAAAUCGACGUCCGUGCGUACCAGAUUGGGCCGGGGUAUGUGCAACUGAUGAUGAUGACGGGCAUGGGACCGUUUGUCGUGCUGCAGACCGUAACACCAUUAGAACCGCUCGUACAGAAGGUGAUCCAUCGUUUCUAUGCACCACGCAACGUGUGGAACGCAAUCUUCCAGAAGUUUGCCAUCCUGGCGGAGAGUAUCAUGUUCGAGCGCGACAUGAUGGUUUGGAAUCACAAGCAGUUUAUCGACAAUCCGCUUCUGAUCAAGGAGGAUCGUCUGAUCAAGGCUUACCGGAAGUGGUACAGCCAGUUUUACUCCGAAAACAGUGUCAGCUUCACGAUGGCCAAGGAAAAGCUGGACUGGUGAAGCGCCACAGCCACU
Messenger RNA from Anopheles maculipalpis, 1489 nucleotides. RefSeq names its product cholesterol 7-desaturase nvd (gene nvd). Gene Ontology annotation, biological process: cholesterol metabolic process; chlorophyll biosynthetic process. Lineage: Eukaryota; Metazoa; Arthropoda; Insecta; Diptera; Culicidae. The transcript is spliced from 4 exons. The coding region runs from base 95 to 1474 and encodes 459 amino acids. Gene Ontology annotation, molecular function: chlorophyllide a oxygenase activity; 2 iron, 2 sulfur cluster binding. Gene Ontology annotation, cellular component: chloroplast. The record is from RefSeq and is a predicted model, not a curated record.